AUCCUCACUAUCGCUGUCUCUCUCUCUCUCUCUCUCUCUCUCUCUCUCUCUGGCAACAGCAUUAAGGCAUCUUCCGAGCAGAUUAAACAAAAUUAGCAAUUAAUAGCAGUAGCGCGCCUUCUAAUUACGUUGUCUUUCUUUAAGUUUUCCUUUUACGGAUUCCCAAGGAAGGCAUUUUUCAGAGCCCAAAUAAGAAACCCUAAGUUUCUACUUCCCUUGCGCUUUAAUGGCGGAUUUGGAGAAGCAGGAGAGGGUGUUUGGAGAAGAGGAGGAUAAGUUUCUGGAGGAGGUCACGUUAUUGGAUUUCGAUAUGUUGUGUUCCACGGUGGCUAUGCAGACCCAGGGAAAAUGGGCAAAGUUGGAGAGUGCUGAAGACGCUAAAACGGGACCUGAAAUCGGUGGGGUUUUCAGGAUGUGGGAAGGUGAACUACUCGAUUGCUUUGAGGACCGUCGCAUCGCUAUCGAAUCCGCCUGCUGUCCGUGUCACAGAUUUGGGAAGAAUAUGGGAAGGGCUGGUUUUGGCACUUGUUUUCUUCAGGGAAGCGUUUAUUUUGCUCUUGCUCUUGGUGCCCUUUGCAGCUUCAUUGCCUUUUUGGUCACAAAACGCCAUUACUUUGUAUAUUCAGCAUUUGCUUUCACCAUUGCAACAGUAACAUAUUUGGGGUUCUUCCGCACCCAGAUGAGGAGGAAAUUCAAUAUAAGGGGUGGAGAUAGCUACUUGGAUGACUGCGUCAACCACCUUAUCUGCCCCUGCUGCGCCUUAUCUCAGGAAUCACGAACGUUGGAAAUGAAUAACGUUCAAGAUGGCACAUGGCACGGUCGGGGUGACACAAUAUGUAUAGGUAGUUAUGGUGAUGCCAGCCGAUUCGUUGAGCUAAACCCACCUUCUCCUGUCUCAACCAAAUCCCCUGAAACCUGUGGCAUUGUAAAGGAUGUGCCAAAUCGUGAUCACUCUUGAAAUCUGACCAAUGUAUGGCAUUCUCCAUCUGAUUUCUUAUCGAAGAUGCACGAUACACUGCCUUAUUUCAGCAACAUUGCUUCCAAAAUGGUUAAGGCUGCAGUUGUUAACAAUGGAUAUGGGGUUUCUGAACAUCGAUAUAGAGGAGGCGGGAGGCUGAAAAGGACUCCAUUCUUGAAGGAUUCUUGAUUUUUAUCUACUGUUGUGUUCUACCACUGUGAAAAUACACAUGGUAGCGUGUUCUUCUGGUCUUUAAAGAAACAACACUUUUUAAACUUGUGUAUAUACUAUACCAUUAAUUUGAUGUAUCAACUAGAUGGAUGCAGCAGUCCUUGAUUCUGGCUGUUUUGACGUUCGUUCAUUGUAACA
Cucurbita moschata (crookneck pumpkin) is the source of this 1327-nucleotide messenger RNA. RefSeq lists its product as uncharacterized. The transcript has 6 exons. The record is from RefSeq and is a predicted model, not a curated record. Bases 227 to 958 code for a protein of 243 amino acids. Lineage: Eukaryota; Viridiplantae; Streptophyta; Magnoliopsida; Cucurbitales; Cucurbitaceae.